AUGGCUAUUCAACGUCUAGUAGCUAGAGAUGAUCAGUCCAAUGCCCUCGCCAUCGGCCGUCAACUUCGCCGCGACAUGACACCCGACGAAUGCUAUCAAUGCGAAUCCGCCUAUCAAUACGUACGACAAAUGCAACGAAACGAAAAGCUUUGCGCAGGCGAUGCCUUUCACGACUUAUAUUCGAUCUGCGUAGGAUGCAUCGAAGAUAAUAUCGACUCAGGAAGUCCAAGAGACUAUGUUGAACCAAACUUAGGCCGAUACGUCGACUAUUGUGCGCAGUUCACUUCCCUCACCAAAUGGGCUGCGAUGGGAGCUAGUUCGGCGACUUCGGCUACUAUUCAGACUCGGAGUACAACCGCCACUUCGGCUGCGGAAACAGGUGGUGGACGCACGAGUGACACGAAAAUUACAGAUAGAACUGUAGAGCAGACAGAGACAUCGGCACCUGUUUCUAGCACCAACAGUCGGUUUGAACGACCCCAAUUUGAUGAAUAG
Messenger RNA from Fusarium musae, 495 nucleotides. RefSeq lists its product as uncharacterized. Bases 1 to 495 code for a protein of 164 amino acids. The record is from RefSeq and is a predicted model, not a curated record. NCBI's taxonomy places the organism in Eukaryota, Fungi, Ascomycota, Sordariomycetes, Hypocreales, Nectriaceae. The transcript is spliced from 2 exons.